Messenger RNA from Spirodela intermedia, 2954 nucleotides. The record is from the annotation of a GenBank genome assembly. Lineage: Eukaryota; Viridiplantae; Streptophyta; Magnoliopsida; Alismatales; Araceae.
AUGGCUUCGUUCUGCGCGGCCCCUUCCUCCGCCGCCCUCCUCCACUGUAGUUUCCACGUGGGGAGGCGGCGUUUGUCAUGGAAGGGCUCCGGCGCCGGCAGCGGUCGCCGGAAGGUGGGCGCCGCCACGUCGACCGUGCGAGCAAAGCAGGGGGGGAGCGCGCUGCAGUAUAAGAAGCUCGGGGACUCCGACCUCACCAUUAGCGAAAUCAUGCUUGGAACGGUACGAUUUUGCAGCUUGAAUUGGAGGAACUCGGGUUUUCGUGAUGCAUCCGUUUUUUUUUUUUCUUGUUCUUUUUGAUAUACCGGUGACCGAAGUCUGGUUCGUCGGAUUUUCUGGAUUUAUAUCUCCGUAUUGUGAAAUGGAAGAUCUCCUCGACCAUCCGUUUCCUCUCUGGUAGACAUAUCCUGCACUAUUCGACGCUCUUUUUUUUUUCUCUCGUGCGUUGCAGUUGAUCGAUUUUGUGUGUCCCUCAGAUGACAUUUGGAGAGCAGAACACGGAGAAGGAGGCCCACGAUAUGCUUAGCUACGCUUUUGAAAAUGGAAUCAACUCCAUCGACACCUCAGAGGCUGUAAGUUCGAGCCGUCCACCGUAGCUUCUAGUUUCACCCCGUUACUAUUUCCCAUAAUGUGUGAAACGAGGCCUUUGUUACCUCUAGCUCAGCUCAAUUUCUCUGGGUUGAGCUUCUUCCACGUCCGUCAUCAAGUUCUGUUGAUUGUGCUUCAUUGCCCUUCGUUCCUGCAACUGUCCUUCGUUUAUCGGCAAGGAUGUGGGCAACCGUGGCCCUUCAGCUUGUAUAAGAUGAUACCUUCAACGUGCCAAACUCCUGAGAUUCCAAGCUAAAUGUAGCUGUGUCGACCAUAUCUGCAACCACGAAGGCCAUUGACCAUAAUCUCUUUUGAGUUCAAAUCUUUUGGUCGAAAUUCUGAUGUCUCAUUGCCUCGUGGAAGCUUGUCUGUUGAAGCAUAAUCAUUAGAUAGCAAAAUGCCGACAGUGAGUAGUUCUCCCAGAUAUUAUAGCCAAUGAUUCAUGCCAAAUAUCUGCAGUACCCAAUUCCAAUGAAGAAAGAGACGCAAGGAAGAACAGAUCUCUAUAUCGGUAGGUGGAUGAAGUCCAUUCCCCGUGACAAGGUACGAGCAAUUCGAAUUUCACGCUUGUCUAGAUUUUAUUUUCAUCGUCCCUCCGGUUUCCAAAACCACAUUAGAUUUUAUCCAUCUUCUUUCUGUUCAUGCCGCGUACAGGUUAUCUUGGCAACAAAGGUCUGCGGAUACUCAGAGCGAGCGUCCUACUGUCGUGAUAAUGCCAAAGUGUUGAGAGUCGAUGCUGUUAACAUUAAAGAGAGUGUAGAGAAGAGCCUCAAGAGGCUCGACACGGAUUACAUUGAUUUAUUGCAAAUACACUGGUCAGUAUGCUUGCCUGGUCAUUUUAUUUGGCAAGACUCAAUCAAGUCUUACCAUUUCAUAUCUUCCCUUCAGACUAUAUGAUCUCAUAAAUAUGCGCCUAGGAAGUAAAAGCAUGCUCUCUGAUUGAUUCGUCUCGCAUUAUCUUUGAGCCACGAGUUCGUCUAUUUCAAUGCCAUUCUGCAAGAUUCGUCUUUUUUUCAUACUUCCCUUGAGCGAAGCAAUCUCAUCAUCAGUGUGACCCCUCUUCUGUUCCAAUCUUAUUUUUUGUUCUUUAUCCGGUGGAAAGAAACGGGAUCAAGAAUAUUCAUCUCGCAUAAACUCGAUCGAGUUGAAAUUUUCCCUCAGGCCAGAUCGUUACGUGCCAUUGUUCGGUGAAUUUUCGUACAAUGCUUCGAAGUGGAGGGAGAGCAUUCCCUUUAAUGAGCAACUCAGGGCCUUUCAGGAGCUUAUUGCAGAGGGAAAGGUCAGAUUUCAUGAACUUGAACCAUCGAAAGAACUGUUCUUUCUAAAUCUAGUAAUCGGAUGGCUUACCUUCCUAUACCCAUCUUGGCCUUCGAUUCCAGGUACGCUACAUUGGUGUCUCCAACGAGACUUCGUUUGGGGUGAUGGAAUUCGUCCAUGCUGCCAAGAAUGAAGGGCUGCCGAAGAUCGUCAGCAUUCAGAACAACUACAACCUGCUUGCUAGGUGCCCAUUUGAAGGUACACGGAACCCUCCGGCAUCAUAAGAUUCGACUUCAACUCUACCUCUUAGUUCACGUCGUGCCAUCCUCCCUCCCACUGCUCGCAUGGAUAUAAUCCCCCACACCUGCUAUUCAUCAACAGUUGAUCUCGUCGAAGUGUGCCAUCCAAAGAACUACAACAUCGGAUUGCUCGCCUACUCCCCACUGGCCGGGGGGACUCUCAGCGGGAAGUAUCUGGACAUAAACUAUGAGGCCACACAGAGGUGCCGACUCAACCUCUUUCCGGGAUAUAUGGAGAGGUACAACAAAUCCUUGGCCAAGGUAUGCUCCUCCUCCCUAGUUGACAGGCAUUUUUAUUAAAUAUAUUUCGGACGACAGCUGCCUAGUUUUCAAUAGAUGAGCCGUAGAUUGUCUGCUCAUCAAAAGUCAAAGCCAGCGGGUACAAGUCAAAAUAGGAUAAAGUAAACACACUGUAACCUUGGGCUUAUUUCCAAGCCCUGAACCCCUAACUCCUGCUGUCAGGACAUCCAGCUCAAGGAUGGGGCCGUCUUGAAUAAGACGCUUCUUUCUAGCUUAGGGAGAAAGAAUGGCGGAUAUGGGGCCAUCCAUGACGAGAUGCUUCUAUUUCAGGAAACGACUGGCCUGUACUUUCAGCUGGCCAAGGAGCAUGGGUUGACCCUCGUCCAGCUAGCCCUCGGCUUUACCCGAGACAGCCCGCACGUGGCCAGCUCUAUCAUCGGCGCCACCUCUGUUGGCCAGCUCAAGGAAGACAUCGAUGCCUUUCUCUCGUCCCCACGCCCGCUUCCACCCGAGGUUCGUGAGGGCAUCGAAGGCAUCUUCAAGAGAUACAAAGACCCAGCUUUUUUCUGA